AUGUCAAUGCGGUCCCAUUAUGACCCUAUUCAUGAUACCAAUGGCGAGCAGCCUCAGCAGCCUCGGCCUCAGCAGACCAGGGUGAACAUUUCUAGUCUUUUAGCGGAGAAUAAUCCAUCGUUGGAACCCCUGGAGCCCGUGGAAAUAUAUAACCACGAGAGCGACCUGACAAUCGAUACCGAUGAAGAACAGAUGAAUGACCAAGCUGAUGUGUCGACAAUGAGCCAACAACACACAUUUAUCACCGAGAAUCCAGGUCCAUUCAACAAUAAUUCUUCUGAUGAUAAUAAUUCGAAACAACAACAACAACAACAACAACAACAACAACAAGCACCACCACCACCACCAGCAGGAACUUUCUCGUCGACCACCCUGACCCCUACAAAACUCCCAUCGGUGAAGAUCCCUAUCGAUGGGAUGAUCAAUGCCCCAAAAUUACCAAGCCCAUUAAAGAAAUCAAUGAAUGCCGAUCCUUUUGCAUCGCCAAUUGCUACAGGUGGUGGCAAUAGUGAUAUCAAUCAUCAUAAUAAUAAUAAUAAUAAUAAUAAUAAUAAUAUUAAUACCGUUGCUGGUGAUUCUUCUACCAUCACCGAUGCCAAUGGAUCAUUUGUUAAUUCUUUCCAGAAUACUGGGGCCAAUAAACGGACGAACCAAACAUUGCUUAUCAGUGCCAAGCUGUUCCAUAUUAAAAAAAAGGAUGGUCAACCUUUAUGGCGUGAGGAUAUCCAAUACGAUUUCCUAAGCGAAGUCUUUCAUAACGAUGUGGUGGCAUUCACCAGCCCAUACCAGCUCAGUCCUUCUGGUGGGGUUCAGAAAGUCAAUUUUGCCGAUUUGUACAUCAGUACCAUGGCUUAUUCUAAUAAGACCUCCAAAGUUUUAAGAGAACGGCUAUUAACUGAUAAGACCAUGUCAAUUCCAGUAUGUAUGGUUUCGUUAUUGGUGAAUGUUGGGAGAAUGAACACCACCGUGAAUUUUGUUCCGGAAAUGAAAUCACAAUUACGAACUUUCCAUUCGAUCCCGUCGCUUCAACAAGGGAAAAGCCACGAUAAUAAAAUCUUGCAAGAUUCUCCUCGAUUGAAAAGUAUUUUGAAAUCGUGGUCCGAAGCUAAGAAACACCCGACAAAGUUCGAAGAGUUGUUCAACCAACCGCUAGUUCCCGAUACCAAAUUCCCGAAAACUAACGUCAUCAAUUUGAUUUUCAUGUUGUGUUGUUAUGAGCAUUUAAUUUUCCAACAUUUUGACCCCGUCAAUCUUGAAAAUGGCACCAGUAGGAACUUUGUUUCCGAAUCCCCGUCGUUUUUAGGUGAAGAUUUGACCAAACCUGACCAAGCCCCAUUCAAUUGUUUGUUUUUAAACUUUAAGACCACUCCAAAAUCUCGAGCCCAACGGUUUUUGUGGUUAUUGUACAAUUACUUGGAAACCAAUUUGACAAAAGAAGAAAUUUUGAACAACCCGUUCAAAGAUCCCGAGAAUCCGUUGCUGAUUCCCGCGUUGGUGCCAAUUCCUGACGGAAUGAACUUCGAUAUCGAUACUCCCCAAGAAGUAGAAUACGCCAAGACCAUGGAAGAAGUGCGGAUGAAUUUCUUGAAAACCGACGGUAAUCCGGAUUUGAUGGAAAAUGGCAACAAAUCAGAGAAAUCAAAGGAUGAUGGAGGAUCAGAAAAGCCAAAGAAGGGUGGGCGAGCCGUGAGGAACUCAGGGAAAUCCGCCAAAGCUGCGGGGAAUAAUGGUAAUAAUAAUAAUAAUACUAAUAAUAAUAAGAAAGUUGGUGAUUCUAAAAAUAAUACUGCGAAACCCAAACCCGACGAUAUUCACAAGGAGAUUUUCAAGAAUAAUAAGGCAAGAAGCAAGUUCCAACGUCAUUAUAAUGGUAAUAUCAUGUAUCUGACUCAUUCUAUCCUUAACGAUGAAUUGAUAGAAGAAGAGGAUGCGAAGUUCGAUGGUGAUGGGAAAAUUGUUUCACGAGAGGUGGGGAAUCGUAAAAAAAGAUAUAAUGGAGAUUUUGGGGAGUUCGCCACUACUUGUCUUAAGAUGUUUAAAGCAGGAAAGAACUAUCAUGAAGCACAUUACCUUGAACAGGCAAAGAAUGGUGAGAAUGAAGUUAAGGUUGAACUCAAGUUGGGUGAAGAUGGUACGACAAUUAGUGGAUUUUCGAUUGAUAUUUGA
Saccharomycopsis crataegensis is the source of this 2166-nucleotide messenger RNA. RefSeq names its product Ies1 protein. Gene Ontology annotation, cellular component: Ino80 complex. Bases 1 to 2166 code for a protein of 721 amino acids. The transcript has a single exon. Lineage: Eukaryota; Fungi; Ascomycota; Saccharomycetes; Ascoideales; Saccharomycopsidaceae. The record is from RefSeq and is a predicted model, not a curated record.